Rhododendron vialii is the source of this 1372-nucleotide messenger RNA. RefSeq lists its product as uncharacterized. Lineage: Eukaryota; Viridiplantae; Streptophyta; Magnoliopsida; Ericales; Ericaceae. The coding region runs from base 356 to 1102 and encodes 248 amino acids. The transcript has 7 exons. The record is from RefSeq and is a predicted model, not a curated record.
UAUUUGAUUUUGACAAGAAAUGUCAUUGGAGACUUUUACGAGCUGAUGCCAACCCGACACCUCGAAUAUGCGCACACCCUUUCCGAAGAUUCGUGGCCUAAAUUCGCAUCUCCACCAUUUUGAACUCUUCCCCACCUUCCUCAACCUUUGUCUUUCACUCCCCUCUACAUAUAUACAAGCAAUAUAUACAUACGUGUGUUGGCACAUACAUAAUACUAUUGUAUAUUGCCAUUUUCGCCACGUCGUCACAUCCCCAUUCUCCAGUGACAAAACAGCAAUUUCGCUUGGCAUCUCCAAUUGAGACCUGCAAGCUUUUGCUGGCAAUCAGUCGAAUUGACUGAUUGCCACAUAGCUUAUGUAUCCCCAAAGUACAUUGACCCCAAGCAAAGCCCUAAAGGGUGUGCAUGGAGUGCAUUUGGCUCCUCAGUCACCAUUUGUGUUGGAAGAGGUAAACCAAAAUGGGAACAUCAAUCAGCCGACAUGUCAGAAUUCUGCUUUGGGAUCUAGUCAACAUCUAAUAGUGCAGAGAGUAUGGGAGCAAAGACCUUCCUGUUUGAGGCCCAUCCAAUGUUGUGUGAGCGGUGAUAGGCACCUUGGAGAAACAAUUGCUAAUGUGAUCACUUCACUUCCUUUUAUUGCUCUUGGAAUCAAAACCCCAAGGAAGAAUCUGAACUGUAAGCUUUAUGCUAGUUCAUUAAUUGGAGUCGGAAUUGCAUCAAGUUUGUACCAUGCUUCAAGAGGAAAACUGAGGAGGUAUCUGAGAUGGGCUGACUAUACUAUGAUUGCAACAUCAACAGUGUUUCUGUCAAGGGCGCUGAGGAAUGAGAAUCCAAAGUUGCUGAUGGCAGCGUCCGCUUUGAUUCUGCCAGUCCAGCCUCUUAUGGUUUCAGCUCUCCAUACUGGGAUGAUGGAGGUAGCGUUUGCUAAGAGAGCAUUGGAAGAUCCAGAGCUAAGGACAGCACAUAACGUGCACAAAAUGUCAUCGGUUUUAGGAGGAGCUCUUUUCAUUGCCGACGAUGUCUUCCCCGAUACUCCAUUUCUUCAUGCUGCUUGGCAUCUUGCUGCUGCUGUAGGUGUUGGUACUUGUAACAAGCUGCUUUAGCGCGUAUAUAUGUAUACUUCAGUACUCCAUACCCAAAGGGGCUUCACCUGUUGCAAACUGUUUGCGGUUCCGGUAAAUCGUUUUGAACGUCGAAUGAGGUAACUAACCUUACCUAGGGUGUUCAAAGGGCAUGAAACUGUGUCAUUUAGUUGGAGAAUGGAGUUUUUGCUGUAAACUAGUGGCAACUCUCGUUGCUUUGUAAUAUAUUUGGGCAAUACUGAAAACUGCUAGUGCUAUGUUUUUACCAAUAAUGCAUGUUUUUGUCGUAAA